This is a messenger RNA of Chlorella variabilis, 2751 nucleotides long. RefSeq lists its product as hypothetical. The transcript has 4 exons. NCBI's taxonomy places the organism in Eukaryota, Viridiplantae, Chlorophyta, Trebouxiophyceae, Chlorellales, Chlorellaceae. Bases 1 to 2751 code for a protein of 916 amino acids. The record is from RefSeq and is a predicted model, not a curated record.
AUGCAGGCCCUGCAGAAGGUGGCCAACUGGCUGAGGGGGAGCUCGCCAGGCGACCAGGCAUCCACAGCACCUGACGAGGCGGCAUCCGCUGCCGCAGGGCCGGCCCCACUCGGCAAGCGCAAGGCGCCCGACGAGGCGGAGGCGGCGGGCGAUGGCGCCGCCAAGCGCCCGGCGACGGCUGCCAGGCCCUCCCAGCCUGCCAGGCAGCAGCAGCCGGCAGCGGCAGCAGCACCAGCUGGCAAGCGCAAGCUGGGUGCUGCAGCAGCCGAGGAGAUCGAGCCCGCCGAGGCCGCCGCCGCCGCCGAGGAGCGCUCGCCCGGCGCCGCGCCGCGGCCCGCGGUACGGCCCCGCCGCGAGCCGCCGGCCGCCGCCGCACCGGCGGAGCCCGUGGGCUCCCCGGCGCCUUCCCCCUACCGCAUGAUGUCGCCCAAGCUGGGUGCUGCGCCGCUCAACCAGCUGCCGGGCUACAACUUCAGCAAAGCAGCCAAGUUGAGGCGGAGCUCGACUGCCUCAGACCUCACCACACGCACCACCGCGGGCAGCGGCGCCGCCGGCGCCGCAGCCGGCGCCGCGCCCGCCAGCGGCGGCACCCUGCAGCCGACGUUCCGGCGCAAGCUGGCCGCGCCGCCGUCGCGCCUGGGCGGCACGCCUGGCAGCCGCGGCCUGCGUGCGCGGCUGCUGCCCUCAGAGCCGCCGGAGCGAGCGGGCAGCCUGUCGGAGUUUGAUCGCCUGCUGCCGGGCUUUGAGGCGCCCGCUCCUGCUCCCACUCUGGCGCUUCCCAGCACGUCGGCCGCGCCAGCGGGCGGCAGCCUGGCUGCUGCGGGCCUUGCGGCUUCCCCGCCCACCGCAGCAGCGGAACCCUCGGGCGGCAGCAUCGCGGCUGCCCUGGCUGAGGCUGGCGGCAGCAGCGACAAGAAGGGGCGGCGGGGCAGCCGGCGUGGCUCGGCGGCCGCCGAAGCUGCCGGCGCGGCAGCGGGCGGCGUUGGGAUCGGCGCCGCGCUGGCUGAAGCGUCUGCUGCUGCCGCUGCAACAGCUAAAGAGGAGGCACCUGCCAAGGCAGCAGCAGAAGGCGGCGGCGCAGCAGCAGCAGCAGCGGUGCCUGCACCCGCAGCCUUUGCCUUUGGCGCGACCCCUGCGGCAGGCACGGCAGCGGCCCCAGCCGCCAGCAUCAGUCUGGUGGCCGGCGGCACGGCGGCCGGCCCAGGCGCCACCAGCGACACAGCCGCCACCGAGGCGGCUGCAGGCAAGGCGGCGGCGGCGGCGGCGGCGGCCGGCGGGCCCACCUUCGCCUUUGGCGCCGCCAGCUCAGCAGCUGCCACCGCCGGCCCCGCCCUGUCCUUCCCUGCAGCCAGCUCGGCAGCGGCGGCGCCAGCAGCAGCGGCCGCAGCUCCAGCCUUCAGCUUUGGGGGCGCGUCUGUUGCAGCCGCAGCCGCGGCUCCAACGGCUGCUCCAGCGCCGGCAGCAGCAGCUCCUUCCGCGGCGCCAUCCGCCCCUGCGGCCGCCCCCACUUUUGCUUUCGGUGCGACAGCCCCAGCUGUGCCGGCCGUGAGCCAGCCUGCACAGCCGGCGGCGGCAGCCGCAGCGCCGGCCGGCCCCGGAGCUGGCGGCUUCACGUUUAAAGCGGCAGCUGCAAGCAGCGCUGCGGCGCAGCCCGCCUCGGCGCCUGCAUUCGCCUUUGGCGGCGCGGCGCCCCCUGCCACAGCCGCCGCACCAGCAGCGGCCACGCCGGCCGGCACCGCCGCUCCGGCGCCUGCGGCGGCAUGUGGGGUCGGCGCCGCAGCACCCCCUGCCAGCACCGCAGCGCCAGCUCCGCUUGCGUUUGGCGCAGCCAGCGGCGCCGCAGCGCCCCCUGCCAGCACCGCGGCGCCAGCCCUGUUUGCAUUUGGCGCAGCCAGCGGCGCCGCAGCGCCGGCAGCCAGCACCGCGGCGCCAGCGCCGUUUGCGUUUGGCGCAGCCAGCGGCGCGGCUGCGCCACCUGCCAGCACCGCAGCGCCAGCGCCGUUUGCGUUUGGCGCAGCCAGCGGCGCGGCUGCGCCGGCAGCUGCCGCCCCUCCUGCAUUCGGCUUUGGAGGCGCCGGCGCGGCUGCUGGCUCAGCAGCCGCGCCGCAGGCUUUUGCCUUUGGCGCUCCAGCCUCCUCUGCGGCCGCAGCCCCGCCUGCCGCCGCGCCCGCGGUCGGCGGGCUAGGAGCAGCAGCCGGCGCACCCGCCGCGGCCCCGCCUGCAGUAUUCGGCUUCGGUGGUGUGGCGGCGGCCAGCGCAGCCCCCGCCCCCGCCUCAUCGACCUUCCAGUUUGGCGGCGCCGGCUCGCAGCCGGCGGCGGCGCCGCAGCCGGGGACUGCGCUCGGGCAGGCGCCUGCUGGAGGCGCGCCGGCAGCCGCACCUGGCGGCUUUGGCUUCGGCCAGCAGCCGGCAGCGCAAGCCACAGCUCCAGGCGGCUUCACCUUUGGGCAGCAGCAGCAGCAGCAGCCAGCCGCGGGCGGCUUCCAGUUUGGCGCGCAGCCGCCGGCGGCGGCGGCGCCAGCGUUUGGCGCUGCGCCAGUCUUUGGUGGCGGGGCGCCGGCCUUUGGCGCACCGCCUGCGGCGGCUCCUGCUUUUGGCGCAGCGACGGCCUUUGGUGGAGCACCUGCUGCGGCACCUGCCUUUGGCGCGGGGCCUGCAGGCGGCGGCGCUUUCGCCAUGGGACAGGAUGCUGCGGCGGCGAGCAGCGGCGGCAGGCGGCGCGUGACGAUCCGGCGGCCAGGCCGCAAGUGA